Molecule: messenger RNA, 2917 nt
Organism: Oncorhynchus masou masou (cherry salmon)
Lineage: Eukaryota; Metazoa; Chordata; Actinopteri; Salmoniformes; Salmonidae
Product: GATA zinc finger domain-containing protein 14-like
Exons: 2
Coding region: 437-1564 (375 amino acids)
Source: RefSeq, a predicted model, not a curated record
AUAUAAACAGGAGUGGUAUUAUUUGUACAUGUCAACGUGUGUAUAUGCUGCCAAACUGCCAGAACUGGAUUGGCAGUGUAUCCACCCAGGCAGCCAUUGUUCUGACAAUCAUUGUUCGACAGUCUCAUAAUGGGCCACCAGAAUAGUUCAAGACACACCUGACUGUAGCAUGUAACUAUAUAUUAAUCACUGAGUAACAUCAUAAUAAUCAAUGAGUAACAUCAUAAUAAUCACUGACUAACAUCAUAAUAAUCACUCAGUCAGACAUAGUGAUUAUUAUUUAAAAAACAAUCUACAUCACAAAAAGUAUAUCAUUCACAGAGAAAGGUUUAUUUAAGCAUACAGUUUGCAUGGUUAUGAAUAGUUCAAGUGUAAAUUGCCUUUCUUGAUGGCUCCUGAGAUGAGAUAAUUCAAGUUGAAUUGAAUUAUAAUUUAAAUGGAGGAGAAGGUGGAAGAGAGGAGGAAGAGGUGGUUUGUGAUAGGAAUUUAUCAGCACAGCGGCAGCCAGGUGAAUACCAGCCAGGUGAAUACCAGCCAGGUGAACACCAGCCAGGUAAACAUCAGCCAGGUGAAUACCAACCAGGUGAAUACCAGUCAGGUGAAUACAAGCCAGGUGAACACCAGCCAGGUAAAUAUCAGCCAGGUGAAUACCAGCCAGGUGAAUACCAGCCAGGUGAAUACCAGCCAGGUGAAUACCAGCCAGGUGAACACCAGCCAGGUAAAUAUCAGCCAGGUGAAUACCAGCCAGGUGAAUACCAGCCAGAUCCAGGUGAAUACCAGCCAGGUCCAGGUGAAUACCAGCCAGGUCCAGGUGAAUACCAGCCAGGUGAAUACCAGCCAGGUGAAUACCAGCCAGAUCCAGGUGAACACCAGCCAGGUGAAUACCAGCCAGAUCCAGGUGAACACCAGCCAGGUCCAGGUGAAUACCAGCCAGGUCCAGGUGAACACCAGCCAUGUGAAUACCAGCCAGGUCCAGGUGAAUACCAGCCAGGUGAAUACCAGCCAGGUGAAUACCAGCCAGAUCCAGGUGAACACCAGCCAGGUGAAUACCAGCCAGGUGAAUACCAGCCAGGUGAAUACCAGCCAGAUCCAGGUGAACACCAGCCAGGUGAAUACCAACCAGGUGAAUACCAGCCAGGUGAGUACCAGCCAGGUAAAUAUCAGCCAGGUGAAUAUCAGCCAGGUGAAUACCAGCCAGGUGAAUACCAGCCAGGUGAAUACCAGCCAGAUCCAUGUGAACACCAGCCAGGUGAAUACCAGCCAGGUGAAUACCAGCCAGAUCCAGGUGAACACCAGCCAGGUGAACACCAGCCAGGUGAAUACCAGCCAGGUGAAUACCAGCCAGGUAAAUAUCAGCCAGGUGAAUACCAGCCAGGUGAAUACCAGCCAAGUGAAUACCAGCCAGGUGAACACCAGUCAGGUGAAUACCAGCCAGGUAAACACCAGGCAGGUGAAUACCAGCCAGGUGGACACCAGCCAGGUGAAUACCAGCCAGGUAAACACCAGGCAGGUGAAUACCAGCCAGGUGGACAACAGCCAGGUGAACACCAACACUUGGCUUUGAAGUGACAGAACAGGUUUUAAUCUGUAAAACAGAUGGAGGAAAAAGAGGAACAGCAAAACAAACGACAGUAUUUCUGUCAAAGAGCUAUAUAUCUUAUGUGAGGUUUUACAAAUAUUUUAGGUAUGUAGGUACCUGUGUGUCUGAGUGAGUAAUAUUUGGUGGUGUGAUCUCAGUCUCUCUUUUCAUCAACUAUCUUGGGCUUUCAUGUUCAACUUUGCACACAUUUCUAACAAUGAAGUUUCAUAGACAACCAUGUCCAACUUCAGACCAUGCCCGUCCGACUAGCAUCACUACCCUGGACGGUUCUGACCUAGAAUAUGUGUACAACUACACACACCUAGGUGUCUGGUUAAACUGUUAACUCCUUCCAGAUCUCCAAUCCAAAAUCAAAUCUAGAAUCUGCUUCCUAUUUCGUAAAAAAGGCUCCUUCACUCACGCCGCCAAACUUACCCUAGUAAAACUGACUAUCCAACCGAUUCUCGACUUCGCCGAUGUCAUCUACAAAAUAGCUUCCAAUACUCUACUCAGCAAACUGGAUGCAGUCUAUCACAGUGCCAUCUGUUUUGUUAUCAAAGCCUCUUAUACCACCCACCACUGCGACCUGUAUGCUCUUGCCGGCUGACCCUCGCUACAUAUUCGUCGCCAGACCCACUGGCUCCAGGUCAUCUAUAAGUCGAUGCUAGGUAAAGCUCCGCCUUAUCUCAGCUCGCUGGUCACGAUAACAACACCCACCCAUAGCACGCACUCCAGCAGGUAUAUCUCACUGGUCAACCCCAAAGCCAACACCUCCUUUGGCCGCCUUUCCUUCCAGUUCUCUGCUGCCAGUGAUUGGAACGAAUUGCAAAAAUCGCUGAAGCUGGAGACUUAUAUUUCCCUCACUAACUUUAAACAUCAGCUAUCUGAGCAGGUAACCGAUCGCUGCAUCUGUACAUAGUCCAUCUGUAAAUAGCCCACCCGAUCUCCCUACCUCAUCCCCAUAUUGUUUUUAUGUGCUUUUCUGCUCUUUUGCACACCAGUAUCUCUACUUGCACAUCAUCAUCUGCUCAUUUAUCACUCCAGUGUUAGUCUGCAAAAUUGUAAUUACUUCGCUACUAUGGCCUAUUUAUUGCCUUAAAUCCUCACGCCAUUUGCACACACUGUAUAUAGACUUUCUUUUUUUCUAUUGUGUAUUGACUGUACGCUUGUUUAUUCCAUGUGUAACUCUGUGUUGUUGUUUUUGUCACACUGCUUUAUCUUGGCCAGGUCGCAGUUGUAAAUGAGAACUUGUUCUCAACUAGCCUAACUGGUUAAAUAAAGGUGAAAAUUAAAAAUAAAUAAAUACAAAGGCCCAUUUUGAAUAUAUUUUAUUGCCUU